UGCUUUAUUACUUAGGGCUGGGAAUAUUAAGCAGCACAAGACACAAGACUGGGAAACAAUGUUUGCCACUGGGCCAGUAAGAAGAGGUUUGGGUUUGAAUAAGAUUUCAUUGAAGCUUUCAAAUCAACAGUUGACCAUCCCAAGUCACAGCAGGCAAAUGCUCCAUCUUUCUAAUGAUUGCAACUACAAAGAUUUUAAAGAUGGCGGCAACAAGACCAAAGUUCCCCGUCAUAGACCCACACGCUUUGAUAAAAAAAUUCUGAUGUGGACUGGCCGAUUCCAAUCAGAGGAAGAAAUUCCAUCAUCAAUUUCAAUAGAAACACUGGCUAGAGCAAGGAACAAAGCACGUAUCAAGGCUUGUUACAUUAUGAUUGGACUCACAAUCAUUGCUUGUUUUGCUGUGAUUGUGUCUGGCAAAAAGGCUGCUGCCCGGCACGAAUCACUAACAAGCCUUAACCUGGCAAAAAAAGCAAAGUGGCGCGAAGAAGCGAAAAAUGAACAGAGACAUGAAACUGAUGAACAUGACACACAAUAAAUAUUCAGAUAAACCUAGAGGGAGACUAUCAAAUGUAUACUUUUACAGAAUGAAGUUGAUCAUUUGGAAAAACCCCUUUAUAUGGCUUUUUUUAAAAAAAUCUAAUGCAAGUCUAUAAAUACUGAGCUAUUUCAUGGUAAGCAAGACUCAGCAGUGCUAGUUGAAAUCAAAUGAAUAUGGAAUCCUGUUAGUUAAUCUUCAGUUUAGGAAAUAGGAUCAUCCUUACAAGACAUGUUCUUUCAAAAGGGUAAAAUAGUUCUUGCCAUGCUGUCUGAAAGAAAUAAUGGCUGUACAGUGUAACAAAAGGUUUAAUAUCUUUUUAACACUGGUCACAACAUUCAUAUUAAAUGACUAAUGACUAAUAGGUGUACAUGUGCAUAAAAACUAGAUGAAGUAUGUCCUCUUUAGCUCCUCGCACCUUCUAAUGAUGAAGAAUUUACCUAAUUAAGUGAAAAUACUUGUUAGGUGGGGCAAACUGCACUAUUGAGAUAUUUUUCACACUGUAGGAGAAAAGCAGCUACAAAGACUGCACAAUUAUCAGUUUUUUGGAGCAGUAAGAGCAACUUAGAUAAUAAAGUAUUUCUAGAUUUUUCUAGGAGGAGGUGGAGCAAGAUUGAGGGGGUUGUAGGUGACCGGACAGCUCUUCUUCAGGGGGGAUCACAAAAAUGCUAAUUACAUCACUGGUAGACAGACAGAAUCCAACAGUGUCUGGCUCAGUGCUUCUAUAUUCUAAAGAGCUGAUUCUAGACAUGUGGAGACAGCGAUUGCAUUUACUGAUAUUAUGAAUUAUGAAAAGCUGAUGCAGUGAUGGCAAACUUGAACAAUGAAAAAGUGAAGACAAUAACUUUUAAUAGAGGUCAAGAUUUGUUUUCCCAUUCACCUUGAAUGCAAACCUGCUUUAUAGACAAAUUUGGCAGUACAGAAUAAAUACUGGUUUACUAUGAAA
This is a messenger RNA of Xenopus laevis (African clawed frog), 1481 nucleotides long. It is a transcript of the gene fam162b.L, whose product is annotated as family with sequence similarity 162 member B L homeolog. The transcript is spliced from 4 exons. Lineage: Eukaryota; Metazoa; Chordata; Amphibia; Anura; Pipidae. The record is from RefSeq and is a predicted model, not a curated record. Gene Ontology annotation, cellular component: membrane. Bases 59 to 535 code for a protein of 158 amino acids.